AUGACGGUGAUCUCAGUGUUUUACCUCAGAGGUGAUGUUUGCAUUCGCGUGGACCGCCUGUCAUCCCUGGGUUCAGCAGUGCGCGCGCUUCCACGGCGGGCACGCGGGUCUCCUGGAGGUGCCACAGUGAGCAGCCGUGCAGAGUGCAGUGUGGGAGACCGGCGUGUCAACAGGUGGACGACAGCUCCGUCUGACGUGGGGGCUUUGGCGUUCGCCGCCUGCAUUCCAAGCCUGACACAUCCACUUACUGAGCAACAGGCCAACAAGUACGUCUCGGCCCCUCUGAACCUCACUGUCUUGCCAGUGAAGGCUGGGGUGAUCAUACCAACAUGGGACAUGGCCGGGAGACAUGAAUGUGUAAGCAAUGCGUGGAGACCUCUACAGCACUGGAUUCACCCUACGGACAGAAGCCGACCUCCUCAUUCUGUACUGGCCCGGCACACUCUUCAUCUUCACCCUCACCUCCAAGCUCCAGCCACAUGCGCCUUUUUCCAGAUUCUAAGACCUAAGCCCUGGGGUGCCCGCCAGGUCUGGAGCCCCCUCCCUUCCCUGUUCAUCCUCCAACCUCAGCCCGGCGGGGGACGGGGGCCCGACCUCCCAGAUGCCUCCCCUGACCUCCCGACAAGGCCAACAUCCCUAACAUCCUCCCGAGUGACCGAGAGCGACUUGCUGGGCCCACCUGUGCCAACCCCUUCCCGCUCGCCUCUCCUGGACUCCACACUCCAGCCAAGCCAGCCUCCUGCAGGCCGGCUCUCCAACACGCCAGCCGCUCCCUUCGGGGCCUCCACUCCUGCUGCCUGGAGGCCUUCUCAAGCCACCUUACCUGAAACAGCCCCGCCCCGCCGCAGCUCGGCGCCCUUGGGAGCACUCACCACCACCUGCACCGUGUGUCUCGUGUGUGUGCCCACCGCUCGUCUCUUCCCACUGGACGAGAAGCUCCAUGAGAGCUCGUUUCCCGAGGCCCUCCUGCCCGGACCCUGUGCCGGCUGCCUCGAGCCAGAGUUCCCGGUGCAAAAUGGCUGCACAGAUACCUCAGUUCGGCGGGCGGUGUGCAGACGGGCUGCACACGACACUCAACUCAAGAUGGCGGCGGCAGACUGUGUGCUCUGGCGCCCGGAGCAGCGCCGCUGUGCAGAGCUCCGCCCUCUCCCCUUUGACCCUAUAAAGUAG
Dama dama (fallow deer) is the source of this 1170-nucleotide messenger RNA. RefSeq lists its product as uncharacterized. NCBI's taxonomy places the organism in Eukaryota, Metazoa, Chordata, Mammalia, Artiodactyla, Cervidae. The transcript is spliced from 7 exons. Bases 1 to 1170 code for a protein of 389 amino acids. The record is from RefSeq and is a predicted model, not a curated record.